AUGGCAAAAACCAUGUGCACCAUCUGUACGGCCACCAAAGCCGCCGCUGACAUGUUCAACAGCGGUGGCUGCUCCCACUCCGUCUGCACCGAUUGCAUCUCGAACCAUGUCGUCGCCAAACUCGAAGACAACGCAGCAAACUUGAAGUGUCCAGCGCCGUACUGCGAGGCGGCGCUGGCGCCAGAAAGAUGCAAUUCAUUCCUUCCCAAACAAGUGUUGGAGUGCUGGGGGAAUGCCCUUUGCGAGGCCAUGACAAAGGAGCUGGCCGAGAGGAUGAGUUGGAAGAAAUGUCCCCACUGCAAGAUUUAUGUGGAGAAGACUGAAGGUUGCUCCCAUAUCAUCUGUAUGUGUACGUUUGAGUUUUGUUAUAGCUGUGGAGGAGGGUGGAAUAGUAACCAUGCGUGCCCUCAAUAA
Molecule: messenger RNA, 414 nt
Organism: Momordica charantia (bitter melon)
Lineage: Eukaryota; Viridiplantae; Streptophyta; Magnoliopsida; Cucurbitales; Cucurbitaceae
Source: RefSeq, a predicted model, not a curated record